AUGGCAGGCACAAAAUACGCCUAUGUCAGGGCAUUCGAGCGCCCCGACCCGCUCCUGCCGAAUACCUUCAUCGUAUGCCGCGUGGACGGACACGCCUUCCAUCGCUUUUCGGACAUUCAUGGCUUCGAGAAACCGAACGAUGUGCGCGGCCUGCGCUUAAUGGACACCGCUGCAUACGCUGUAAUGAAUGAAUACAAGGAUAUCGUCCUCGGUUUCGGCGAGUCGGACGAAUACAGCUUCUUACUUCGACGAUCAACGCAGCUAUACAACAGACGCGAAUCCAAGAUCCUCACAACACUCGUCUCCCACUUCACAGCUGCCUACAUAUUCAACUGGCACAAUCAUUUCCCCGAUACACCUCUACAAUACCCGCCAACCUUUGAUGGUCGAAUAGUACUUUACCCUACCUCGCGCGAGGUGCGCGAUUAUUUCUCGUGGCGCCAGGCCGACACGCAUAUAAAUAACCUCUACAACACGGUUUUCUGGGCUCUUGUCAAACAAGGUGGACAGACGACAACUGAAGCACAUGCAACACUCCGAGGAACUGUUUCUAGUCAGAAGCACGAAAUACUCUUCUCCCGUUUCGGCAUCAACUACAAUAACAUUGAGCCUCAGUUUCGUAAAGGAAGCAUCAUCGUACGCGAGGUCAAUCCCGAAGCGAGCGUAGAUCCCCCAUCAUCUUCACCCACAUCAGUUACAACCGCUGCACAGGAAGCAGCACCAGAUGCGCCGAUGGAUGAUGCAUCUGCAGAUCCAAGCUCGAAAUAUCGCUCGGCGAAGAAAAGGCCUAGAUCGACUCUCCGCGUGUUACACGAAGAUCUCAUAGGAGAUGGUUUUUGGGAACAAAGACCCGGGUUAUUGGAUGAUUGACUUGCUUUAUGUAUACAAAAUGCCAGAUAGACUACAAAACGUGUUGAUGCUAGUCAAAAAUGCACUGGGUGGUUAUAAUGAAAUGACAGUUCGUGGUUUGAGUCCUAUGACGCCGCCCCCUCGCCCGUCCCAACCAGUUAGAGUUACACGACACACUGGACACCGUGCGACAACUGGUUCGCGAGGAUAUCCCAUAUUAGCGGUUGCACGCUGCAUUGUCGACCGUACGGCAGUGAAGAGGCAUUCACCGCAGCAAAUAUGUCCACAAGGCGUAAGAGUUGCGUUCAUCGGAGGCGAGAAACAAAUCGGGCACGAGUAUUCGGAUAGAGGUUCCGAAGAGAUAGGAGGCACGGCCAGUGCAUUGGAAGUAGGCGCGAUUGGUGGUGGUGAGGAUGGAGUUUCUAUUUUCACCUCAGUGCCUUCGUCCUCGAUGUUCACGUCUGGCAGCUGGACGAUCACAUCCAGUUCCGACGAUGAAGUAUCUCGCGUUUGAGUCGAUGGCAAGAUCGACCGACCAGCCUCUGCAUUGUUCGCGUUGGCAGUGGUAUUCCGAGAAUUCCUCCGCUUAGUCGCCUUUUUUGCGUUCGUGAUCCGUCUCUUUUUCCUAGGAGGUCGUGUAUCGUCUAAAGCUGGACUAUCGGUGGGAUGUGCGGGAGUGGACAGCGGAACGGGAACAUCUUGCACAGCAGCAUCAAUCUCGUCGUGAAUACUGUAGCCUCUUCGUCGCCUUCUGGAUCGUUGCACCGGCGGGGUAAGCACCCUAUCCAUAAGAGACGGCGGAUUAGACGACCCAGCACUAGUGCUUGCAGGACCGGCAUCACUGUUGGUUCCCGAGGGUCCCUCAAGAGGGAUCGAUACGAACGAAUCGCCUGCUGAAAAAUGAUCCAUUGUACCACUGUCAAAGCUUGAAAGACUUUCGAGACUUGAGAUGCCUUCAGACGGACGCGCACGACUCGAUGAUCGUGAGCUGAGUGUGGAAGAGCGCGAUGCGGACCGCAGAUAACGUGGACCAAGGAGGUGGGAGCCAAGUGUGGUUGGAAGCGGUAGAGGCGCACCGAGAGGGUCUGUCGGAGUUGGUGGUGCAGUGCUGAGAGGCGAGCUGUCCAUGUUGCUGCUUAGUGGCCACCGCCAGGUUGAUUGAGU
This is a messenger RNA of Fomitiporia mediterranea MF3/22, 2013 nucleotides long. RefSeq names its product tRNAHis guanylyltransferase. The transcript is spliced from 7 exons. Gene Ontology annotation, molecular function: tRNA guanylyltransferase activity; magnesium ion binding. Gene Ontology annotation, biological process: tRNA modification. Bases 1 to 870 code for a protein of 289 amino acids. NCBI's taxonomy places the organism in Eukaryota, Fungi, Basidiomycota, Agaricomycetes, Hymenochaetales, Hymenochaetaceae. The record is from RefSeq and is a predicted model, not a curated record.